GGAAAAUCUUGUAUUUGCGGCUAUAAAAGGCACAGCUGACUCUUGCCAAUUGUUAGUUGAAUUUAUCCCAGUUAAAGUGAAGGGGAAGGUAUUUUAAAAUGCGAGGACUCUCUAGUACUUUGGUCCUUCAAGCCUUCUUGCUGGCUGCGAUGGUUCAUCUGAGCACCCAAACGCGUUACUUAAACGCCACCGACGACAUCUGUCGCCUGUUCAAGGAUGGUACCGAACUCCUGAAGCCCGGCACCUGCAGCGAGUCGAUUAUUUGCGAAAACUUUGAAUCAACACCAGGCCAAACCUGUACGGGUUCCAAGCCGUAUUUCAGCGGUUCCAAUGGUAAAUGCCAAGCAUCCGCGGACACUUACUGCGACACAAGCAAAAUAUGCAAAGGAUCUGGAACGGGCUAUAUUGGUGAUAGCAUAAAUUGUGCGAAUUGGUACUACUGUGAUGCAGAUGCGUUGCUGGGCCAAGGAACAUGCAUCCAGGGAAUGUACUUUGAUCAGGUGGACAAGAAGUGCGUCUAUCAGAAAGACACAGAGUGUGCGGCCAAAUACGAGUUCUGCGACAUUGUGCCCACAGGCACACCCUUCCGCGAUGAGGCCAACUGCCACAUGUACUUUACCUGCAACAGUAAGACCAAGGCCCUGGUUACGGUUACAUGCGAAAAUGGCCUGUAUUACGACGUGGCCACCGGAACUUGUGUGCAGAAGAAGGACGUUAUCUGCGAGAACCAUCCGCUGCCGGAGGAGGUGUGUGGCAACAAGAAACUGGCGGUGCGCAACAAAUUCGUUUCGGAUAUGGCCACAUGUCGCGGUUACUACUUCUGCCGGGAUCUGGGUUCCGGAAUACCCGAUCCCGAGCCUAUAUUCCAGCAGUGCGACGAGAACAACUUCUUCAAUGUGGAUCGGCAGGCGUGCAUGCCGCGCGAGAGCCAGAAGUGCGACUAUGAUAGAUGCGAUGGCCGCAAGGAUGGCUUUGAAGUGGCUGAAAUCGAUGGAUGCCACGACUACAUCGAGUGCGUCGAUGGCCGGGAAACAACUCCUUUCAGCUGUACGGAUGAGUAUUUCGACGUUGGCAAACAGAGCUGCACCGAAACUCACUUAGCUUACGGAGCCUGUUCCUCUUAGCUGCAUUUCA
This is a messenger RNA of Drosophila teissieri, 1134 nucleotides long. RefSeq names its product peritrophin-48. Lineage: Eukaryota; Metazoa; Arthropoda; Insecta; Diptera; Drosophilidae. Bases 99 to 1124 code for a protein of 341 amino acids. The transcript is spliced from 2 exons. Gene Ontology annotation, cellular component: extracellular region. The record is from RefSeq and is a predicted model, not a curated record. Gene Ontology annotation, molecular function: chitin binding.